Molecule: messenger RNA, 2081 nt
Organism: Melospiza georgiana
Lineage: Eukaryota; Metazoa; Chordata; Aves; Passeriformes; Passerellidae
Gene: SLC27A3
Product: solute carrier family 27 member 3
Exons: 10
Coding region: 1-1920 (639 amino acids)
Cellular component (GO): endoplasmic reticulum
Molecular function (GO): long-chain fatty acid transmembrane transporter activity; long-chain fatty acid-CoA ligase activity
Source: RefSeq, a predicted model, not a curated record
AUGGCGCUGGCGGCGGCUCUGGGGGCGCUGCUGGCGGCGCUGGGGCUGGGGGCGCUCCUGGGGCCCCCCGGCCCCGCUCUGGGGGCGCUGCUGGCCGCUCUGGGCGUUCUGGGGGCGCUGCAGCGGCUCCUGCGGCCGCACCUCUGGGCCGAUCUCUCGUUCGCGCUGCGGGCGCUGCGGGUGCGGCGGCGGGCGCGGCGCGGCCCCGGGGGCUGCGUGGUGUCCCGGUUCCUGCGGGCGGCCCGCGAGGCUCCGGCGCGGCCGUUCCUGCGGUUCCGGGGACGGGCGGAGCCGCUGGGGAGCGCGGCGCGGAGCGUGGCCCGGGUGGCGAACGCGCUGCGGGCGCUGCGGGCCCCGCCGAGGCCCGGCGACACCGUGGGGCUGCUGGUCGGUAACGAGCCCCGGUUCGUCUGGGCAUGGUUCGGGCUGGCGGCGCUCGGAGCCCGCCCGGCCUUCCUGGGAACGGCGCUGAGACCGGCGGGGCUCCGGCACUGCCUGAGGAGCUGCGGGGCCACGGCGCUGCUGGUGGCGGAUGACCUGCUGGGCGCGGUGGCGCCGCUGCUGCCCGCGCUGCGGGAGGACGGGGUCGCCGUGUGGGUGCUCGGGCCGGGGCCGUGCCCCGAGGGUGCCCUGGCCCUGCAGGAGCUGCUGGACGCGGCCUCGGAGCAGCUGCGGCCCGAGGAGCUGUGGGAGCCCGAGGACAUGAACGAGCCGUGCCUGUUCAUCUUCACCUCGGGCACCACCGGGCUCCCCAAGGCCGCCCGCGUGUCCCACCUCAAGGCCGUCAUGUGCCUCAGCUUCUACGAGCUGGUGGGCGCGUCCAGCAGGGACGUGGUGUACCUGGCACUGCCCCUCUACCACAUGGCAGGGGCCCUGCUGGGCAUCGUGGGCUGCCUGGGCAUCGGAGCCACGUGUGUGCUGAAGGAGAAGUUCUCGGCCAGCCAGUUCUGGGAGGAUUGCCGCGCCGAGGGCGUCACCGUGUUCCAGUACAUCGGGGAGCUCUGCCGCUACCUCGUCAACCAGCCGCAGCGCCCCGCGGAACGGCAGCACCGGCUCCGGCUGGCCGUGGGCAGCGGGCUCCGGCCCGACGUGUGGCGCAGCUUCCAGCGGCGCUUCGGGCCCGUGCGCAUCGUGGAGACGUACGGCAUGAGCGAGGGCAACGUCACCCUGUUCAACUACACCGGCACCCCGGGCGCCGUGGGCCGCUGCUCCGCCCUCUACAAGCUCUUCUCCCCGUUCGAGGUCGUUCGUUACGACGUCGCUGCCGGGGCACCGGAGCGGGACGGGAACGGGCGCUGCAUCCGUGCCAGGAUGGGUGAGACGGGGCUGCUGAUCGCGCCGGUGACGCCCCGGACGCCGUUCCUGGGCUACGCGGGCUGCCGGGAGCUCUCGGAGCAGAAAUUGCUCCGCGGGGUCUUCACCGAGGGCGACGAAUUCUUCAACACCGGCGACCUGGUGGAGCAGGACCGGGAGCAGUUCGUGCGCUUCCGGGACCGCACCGGGGACACCUUCAGGUGGAAGGGUGAGAACGUGGCCACCACCGAGGUGACCGAGGCGCUGCUGGCCCACGAGUCCCUGCAGGACGCCACCGUCUACGGGGUCACCGUGCCCGGACACGAGGGCCGGGCGGGCAUGGCCGCUCUCGUUCUGCGCCCCGGGCACUCCCUGGACGGCCCCGGGCUGUACCGGCACCUGGAGCGGCUCCUGCCGCCCUACGCGCGGCCCCGCUUCCUGCGGCUGACGGAGGGGCUGGACAUGACGGAGACGUUCAAGCAGCAGAAGGUGCGGCUGGCGCGGGACGGCUGCGACCCCGCGCUGGUGGCGGAGCCGCUGCUGCUGCUGGACGAGGCCGCCCGAGCCUUCGUCCCGCUGGACGCCGAGCGCUGGCAGCGCCUCCGGGACGGCCGCAUCCGCAUCUGAGCCCGCGGCGGGGCCCCGUGUCUGUCCCGGGGGUCCCCGUGUCUGUCCCAGGGGUCCCCGUGUCUGUCCCGGGGGUCCCCGUGUCCAUUUUGGGGCUCCCCGUGUCUGUCCCGGGGGUCCCGUGUCUGUCCCGGGGGUCCCCGUGUCAAUUUUGAGGUCCC